Messenger RNA from Pseudoliparis swirei, 6818 nucleotides. RefSeq names its product hook microtubule-tethering protein 3 (gene hook3). Gene Ontology annotation, cellular component: centrosome; cytoplasm. Bases 52 to 2205 code for a protein of 717 amino acids. The transcript is spliced from 23 exons. The record is from RefSeq and is a predicted model, not a curated record. Gene Ontology annotation, biological process: cytoplasmic microtubule organization; cytoskeleton-dependent intracellular transport. NCBI's taxonomy places the organism in Eukaryota, Metazoa, Chordata, Actinopteri, Perciformes, Liparidae. Gene Ontology annotation, molecular function: microtubule binding; dynein light intermediate chain binding.
GUUAACUUCAGGCUCUGUACACCACGCAAAGUCGGUUAACGUCACGUAAAGAUGACUACCUCGGGGCCCUUGGAUCGAAUGGAACUCUGUGAAAGCCUCUUGACAUGGAUCCAGACAUUUGGAGUGGAGGCUCCAUGCAAGACGGUCGAAGACUUGACGAGCGGCAUCGUCAUGGCCCAAGCGCUGCAGAAAAUAGAUUUAGUUUAUUUCAAUGACGCUUGGAUUGGUAGAGUCAAACCAGAGGUUGGGGACAACUGGAGGUUGAAGAUCAGCAAUCUCAAGAAGGUUCUGAAAGGCGCUCUAGACUAUAACCAGGAGAUCCUUGGUCAGCACAUUGACGACUUCACACUACCCGAUGUCAACCUCAUUGGGGAGCACUCUGACCCUGCAGAACUCGGGAGGAUGCUUCAACUUAUUCUGGGCUGCGCUGUCAACUGUGAACAGAAACAAGAAUACAUCCAGACCAUAAUGAUGAUGGAGGAGUCAGUGCAGCAUGUUGUCAUGACCGCCAUCCAAGAGCUGAUGAGUAAAGAGACUCCAGUGAUGGGAGGAGCUGACUCGUAUGUGGACCUAGACAGACAGCUGAAGAAGACGGCAGAGGAGCUGAAUGAUGCCUUGUCGACCAAGGAGGAGAUUGCCCAGAGGUGUCGUGAGCUUGACAUGCAGGUGGCAGCCCUGCAAGAGGAGAAGAGCAGUUUACUCGCAGAAAACCAGGUCCUGAUGGAGAGACUUAACCAGUCUGACUCCAUAGAGGAUAUAAACAGCCCUGCAGGACGCAGACACCUGCAGCUGCAGACACAACUGGAGCAACUGCAGGAAGAAACAUUCAGGUUGGAGGCAUCAAAAGAUGACUUCCGGAUCCGUUGUGAAGAGCUCGAAAAAGAGCUCGUGGACUUAAAGUCACAGAAUGAAGAGCUUGCGUCUCUGGCUGACGAAGCACAGUCUCUCAAGGACGAGAUGGAUGUCCUCCGGCAUUCGUCAGACAAAGUGUCAAAGCUAGAGGGCACAGUGGAGCACUACAAGAAGAAACUGGAGGACAUGGGACUUCUCAGGAGACAGAAUAAGCUUUUGGAGGAGAAGAACACGGUGUUAAUGCAAAGCAUUGUCAGUUUGGAAGAAGAGAUACGAAAAGCUAAUGCGACUAAGGGCCAGCUGGAGACGUACAAGAGACAGGUGGUUGAACUUCAGAACCGACUGUCAGAAGAGUCUAAAAAGGCUGACAAGAUGGAGUUUGAAUACAAACGCGUCAAAGAGAAAGUGGACUCUCUCCAAAAAGAAAAAGAUCGUAUGCGUACGGAGAGAGACUCUCUGAAGGAGACCAUUGAAGAGCUACAUUGUGUCCAAGCCCAGGAGGGACAGCUCACAUCAGGCUUGUUGCCGAUGGCCAGCAACGACGGCUCUGACUCCCUGGCUGCUGAGAUCACCACCCCAGAGAUCCGAGAACAUCUGAUUCGUCUUCAGCACGAGAACAAGAUGCUGAAGCUGGCCCAGGAGGGGUCCGACAAUGAGAAGAUUGCACUGCUGCAGAGUCUACUGGAGGAUGCCAACCGAAGAAAAAAUGAACUGGAGACAGAAAACAGGUUAAUCAAUCAGCGCCUGAUGGAGGAACAGGGUCAGGUGGAGGAGCUCCAUAAGAAUCUUCAAGAACAGGGCUCCAAAGCGGAUGAUUCUUCCAUCCUGAAGAAGAAAUAUGAGGAGCACAUGGAUAAACUACGAGAGUUGAACAAUGAGUUACUGAAGAAGAACGCCUUCAUCGACGAAAUGGAGCCCAAAUACAACACCAGCUCCCAACGAGUGGAGGAGCUGGAAGACGCCUUGAAGAAGAAAGAUGAAGACAUGAAGCAGAUGGAGGAGAGAUAUAAGAAAUACCUGGAAAAAGCCAAGAGUGUGAUCCGGACCCUAGACCCCAAGCAGAACCAGGGUUCAGGUCCAGAAGUCCAGGCCCUUAAGAACCAGCUGCAGGAGAAGGACCGGAUGUUGCACUCAUUGGAGAAAGAGAUGGACAAGACAAAAACCCAGAGAGAAUAUGAGGAGAAACUGAUCGUGUCUGCCUGGUACAAUAUGGGUAUGUCUCUGCAGAAGAAGGCGGCUGAAGACAGACUUGCCAACACCGGUUCUGGUCAGUCCUUCCUGGCCCGGCAGAGACAAGCCACCAGCACACGUCGCUCCUAUCCAGGCCACGUCCAGCCAGCUACCGCAAGGUAGAUAGCAGCAGGGCAGAAAAACAAUGCGACAAACUACCCCACAAAUCCCCUGAACUUUUUUUUUUGAGGCCGCUAUUUGCAUAUUCAUUUCUAAUGGACGUUCUUGUUUUCCUGCUUUCCGCCUAUUGAUUUUCUUUUUUUUUCCCCCUUCUUGAUCAGAUCCAUGAGGUAGAGAUGCCAGGCAAGGAUGCCCAAAAUCUCGCAGCACUUUUUCUUCUUCUUUUUAAUUUUUUUUUAUCACAAAGCAUAUUUUACCCUGCCUCCUGUGAUGUCAGGCUCCACCCCUUUUAAACACCCCAGCAUAUUCCGUAGGGUCUGACUAACCACCCCAAGCAGCCUCUCUUCCUCCCUCUCAACCACUGACCUUCCUCAACCUGUGCUCUGUGGCACACCUUUUAUCAGGCAGGUAAUUUUGACCCCAAGGCAGAGAAGAACCAUUUCUGUUUUGAGGAACCGCUCUUGCCCGUUCAUUUCACAUGUUUUCAACGUUUGGAUUCUGUUUUUCAAAUAUGUUGCUCUCCUGCCAUGUCAUUAUAUGUAAUUUUCUUAUUUUAGAUGCAAUAUAGAGCAACAAAUACAUACAACGGCAGAUUUAUAGUCUCAUCAUCUCAUGUAAAUGUUCCUUUGGCUCGCUUUUGGUCUCGAUGAUCUCUAACAGGACUUCAUGAUUUGGAAAGACAAACAGGUGACUGUCAUCUGGUAACGGUGCAGCAAUAAUGGUGGCUGGAAAUUUCCUCUGAGAAAAAACUUAAAGUUGUAAUCCUCAGCAAAGAAUUCUACAUAACUUUAUCAUUUUCAACAUUAUCUUUCUUACCGUCAAGCAGACUGGGAAAUGCAUCAGUUCAUAUAGUUUUUGAGCUCCACCAGCAUGGAGCAGGUUGUCUCGGACAACACCACCUCACGUGCCACAGCAUUACAUUUCAGAACAUGCACCUCCGUGUUCGGUCCACAGCGCUGCACAGACACAAAUGUGUUAAAGGGAUAGUUGUGAGAUCGUUUGAGAUCCUCUGAUCGGGACUUAGUCUGCAGAUCACCGGUUCUGCUAAUGAGUGACCAAAGAGGAGGAGUUUAAACGGUGAAGGUUGUUCAGGGUCUUUUUCAACAGUACACAGUGCUUCUCACGCCACUCUCAGCAUCUUGAAUCGGUAUGUAUGCCUGCUGCAGCUGUUCCUGUCCUUUCUUCAACCCAUUUCCUGUUCCACUCUGUUUGCCUUGUCAUUGUUUUUAAGCCACAUCCUGAACGAUCUAUUAACACGACGGACCUUUUUUCUUUUUUUAGACGCUUUGGAAGUGGCCCUGUUCGUUGGCUUAUGUGUUUUAGAUCAAGGCGCAGAAUCUCAAGCUAACAAACCCCGCCGUCUGACCGUUGUCUCUCUCUUUCCUCCCUCAACAGCAAUGUCACUGCAUGACUGGCACACCACUGAACUGGCCACGCCUCGAGCGGCCCGGCCUGUCUUUGGCCAUACGCUGGCCCCGCCCCCUGAGACACACGGUGCAUGAACUACCUGCCUGCCUGCUGUUUGCAUGCCUUUGCAUUAACUCAAGUCUGCGAAUAAUCAGCACACCAGUAACGGCAUGAGCACUAACAACCCUCCGCAGCGGCGUGCAUCGUAACCCCCGGACCAGCUCAAGGAGGCCAGCAACUAAACUCCUUUCCUUCCAGCUCCGUGCUCCUCAUGUUCUCCUGCUCUUUGUUCCCCUUCUCUCCUCCCUCCCCUCACUCUUCGGGCACGAGCCUGCUUGUGCUCCCAUGCCACGUCCAGUCUGUUACACUUCAAUUUAUGUUACAAACACCCAGGACAGGGGCAGAAUACAGCGGCGUCGUCUGUCAAUCAAGAAUAGGCCUUCUCUGCCAUGUGCAACUGCCUCGGGAUACCUCAAUGACAUAUUUCCACAUAUCUGUCUCUAUUUCCAUGGGAGAUAAAUAUUUGAGAGGUGUGGCCUGUAGAUCAGUCUCCAUAACAAAAAGCUUUCCCCUUUAAACCUCCAGGUAUGGUUCUGCCCAGCCUCUCCUCCACAUGUUGCUCUUAGAAGUGGUUUUACCUCAAGUAGUAGUCCGUGCAACGAGUGCAGGACAUUACUGUGACGUCCUGUCGGCAUUCGGACAGAUCGGAGCAUAGGAUGGCAAAAUAAGUGUUUUAAAAUGAAUAACAUUGUUACAGAUACACUUUCAUACGGGAUAAAAGCCCUCAUUCAGACCACUGACUUGUUUUCCAAUGGAAUUUAAUGUCCGCAUAGCAUCUAUUUCUCCAUUAAAAUCUUACUUUAAUGCACAUUUAUACGGCGGUUGUAAUUGACAACUAUGUUGUCUGUUAUUUGUCUAAGUAGCAAAUAACCAGUCUAAUUGAGCCAACAGCAAGAGGCUCGGCGGGCGGUGCAUUUUGUCACACGUUUUAUCCAUUUUACCAUAAAACAUAAAUGCUAAUUUAAUAGAAUAAUUUUCUGACAAAAAUAAGCAAAUGAAACCGUACAUUAGCUCUUGCAGGCUAAUGUCGAGGGCAUUACGUGUGUUGGCUGGACAGGGCUCAACCAUUUGAAGAAAUGUAGAAAGGGAAAGCCCUGCAACGAUCCCAAAGGAUCCCGUUGAUCACAGAUGUUAUUCAAUCCAUUUCAGUUCAUGUCAGUUUUUUUUUUUUGGCAUUGACAAAUGUGUUGACCGCUUACACAGUUUACACAGAUUAUCAAUAAUAAGAAACCUAAAGUUGGUGUUGUUGAAAGACAUGAUGUACACUGUGUGUAGUUUUUAAUGUAUUAUUUCAAUUUAAUUUUCAGAGGUAUGUUGACAAUUAGGGUGACAGAGACUUUAAAAACAACAACACCUGGAGUUAAGGAUAUUUAUAGGCAUAUGUGCAUACAAAUUGUUCAAAAAAGUGCGAUGGUUGAAUUCUCCCAUUUUAGUGCCUGGCUGGUCUUUUUCUGACUAAAGAAGGCAAGGCAUACCACUCCUAUUUUAAAGACCAGUUUUAUUGUGUUAUUUGAAAAAAAGGUGAGUUUUUAAUCUCAUAUUCAUACAUGAAGUAGACUUAAUGAGGGCUUUUCUUCUCUGUACUUUGACCUAUUUUACUUUAUGUAUUAUUGUGUAACCUUGGUUUAAUUCAUGCCGUGCAUUUUUAUCUUGAUGGCUUAUUUAUUCUUUCUGGCGCUUGUACAGCAAUAUUGUUACAUCUUCUUUCUUUUUUUAUAUCGGUAGUAUUAUAUCACCACUUGUACUGUUACAAUGGAGUUGAAGUUUCCAUACAAGAUUGAGAUACUGUUACACACUUGUCUUAUGCAACAAAAGGAGGAGAUCUAAAUAGCGUAUUGUUUGUCUCCAUCUCAUGAAAAUGACACACGGUUAUUAUUAACCGUCAUCAGUGAAAAAAUGAGGAAAUUGUGCACGGUCUCCAGUCUUUUCAGGAAGAGGACGCUCCUAGAAAACGUGUCACGUUUUAAAAACAGAAUUUUUUUCUCAUCAACAAAAGAAAGCACAUUUUUACACUUUUUAAUUCCCUGAAAGGUCGGUGACCCUAGAAAAUGACCUUUGGUGUUUCUAGCGAUGGCAACAAAGACUGGGGGAAAGCCUCUUCAGCUUCAAGCAUGCGUGGGUAACUGUAGUAACAGUGAGCUCAGAUGUUUGAUGAACUAAUCUUGAUCAAAUUAUAUUCAACAUUCAGGCAUCAAAUAAAAGAACAUGCCCAAAGGGAGUGGUGACGCGGUACGUCGUUGCCGUCUUAAUUCAAAGCAAAGCCGUGAUGUUUUGUCUAGUUCGCGACUUGUUUCUGUCCAAGUCUGUGUUUUGGAAACCACUUGCCAUGAACAUCCAGCUGUAAGUUAUAUUACACAGAACUCUUUUUAACCGUCCAUCCUCAUGAGUCAUUGGUUUGGUAAGGAAUCUGUAUAUAAUGGAACACUUCCACGUUGGGGUUGACCCGUUUAAAAUCAUAUCGGGGAUGUCGGGGAAACAUUUUUCUGUUAUUUAAUAACCCCUAAGAGAGGGCCUAUUAUGUUCUCUUUAAUCCCCGUUCAAGUCAGCCGCUGUAAUGUGUCGUUAUAUGCGUCUGUGUAUAUACUUAAUAUUACUGGCAAAUAAUGAGAUACUGGGAGGGGGGAGAUUAUCGCAGUAAUAAAACCUGAGAAAACCAGCUAGUUUGUGACAUUCUCUGACCUUAUUAAUGGCAAUUUCGUCUCAAUAAAGCAAGGGUUUACUGUUUAAUGCUAUGAUCCCAAAUCAUUUUCAUUUUUCAGAACAAAAUAAGGAAAAUCGCAGUAUAGAAAACGUGGUCAUAAUGUGGCGUAUGAAGCUCUGACCGAUAACUGCACCGUCAGAAGUGUUUCAGAGUUGAGACCGACGCGUGCAAUGUUUGCUGUAUUUUUGUACUCAUUGGAAAAUGUUUCUUUACAUAUUGAAGUUGCAAAUAACCUUCCAUUUGCCACGUUUUUAUAACACGAUGUACAUACUAAAUGUGGCCGUGCUAGAGGAGGUCUCUGGCUAUUUGAGAACAAUAACAUGAAACGUAUGUCAAGUUAGAUGGAUUUCAUUUAGCGUCGGUCCGAUCAGGGCCUGUUGAUGGGAAAUGUGCUUCCUUCGCUCCAAAACUUGGAACUUACUUUGUAAAUAAAGCUUGUAUAAAACUG